UCGCGACGCAAGCGAGAAACCCUACUCGGUCGGGGAAGCCACCAGCCCACGACGACUCGCCUGGACGCGCCGCCGCCGUCGCCGCCGCCGCCGCAGCAGCAGCAGCCGCCGGAGAUGGAGAUGGAGGACAUCGAGGACGUGCUGGGGCCGGCCGGGAUCGCCGGCGGCGGGGCGGCUCCGGGGCUCCGUCUCCCGCUCGCCGCCGUCGCCGUGAAGCCCAAGCGUCCGAGAUCGUCCAGGGUCGCGCAGACCCGGCCGCAGCCCGAGGCCCGGAUCCCCGGGACGCAGACGAUAUAUGUGAAGACGUUCGGGUGCUCGCAUAACCAGAGUGACAGUGAGUACAUGUCAGGGCAGCUGUCAGCGUUUGGAUAUGCGAUCACUGAAGAGCCCGAAGGAGCGGAUUUGUGGCUAAUUAACACAUGCACUGUGAAAAACCCAAGUCAGUCUGCCAUGACAACUCUCAUAUCGAAGUGCAAGAGUGCAAACAAGCCUUUGGUUGUGGCUGGAUGUGUACCACAAGGAAGCCGGGAUCUGAAAGAGCUUGAAGGUAUUAGCGUUAUUGGAGUGCAACAGAUUGACCGCGUUGUUGAAGUUGUUGAAGAAACCUUAAAAGGCCAUGAGGUUCGGUUGUUGAGUCGGAAAACACUGCCCUCACUUGAUUUACCUAAGGUAAGGAAGAACAAAUUUAUCGAGAUUCUUCCUAUUAAUGUUGGGUGUUUGGGUGCUUGCACAUACUGCAAGACAAAGCAUGCUCGUGGUCAUCUUGGAAGCUAUACUAUAGAAAGUUUGGUAGAUCGUGUGAAAAUUGUUGUCUCUGAAGGUGUCCGAGAAAUAUGGUUGAGUAGUGAGGAUACUGGUGCUUAUGGCAGGGAUAUCGGUACAAAUCUUCCAAAUCUAUUAAAUGGAAUUGCUGCUGAGCUUCCUGCGGACAGAAGCACGAUGCUUCGCAUUGGCAUGACCAAUCCUCCUUUCAUAUUGGAGCAUUUGAAGGAGAUUGCUAGUGUUUUGUGCCAUCCCUGUGUUUAUUCUUUCCUCCACGUUCCUGUACAAUCAGGAAGUGAUGCAGUUUUAACGGCAAUGAAUCGUGAAUACACUGUGAGUGAAUUCAGGAGGGUAGUUGACACUCUUUGUGAGCUUGUCCCUGGAAUGCAAAUUGCUACAGAUAUUAUUUGUGGAUUCCCCGGUGAGACUGAUGAGGAUUUCUCUCAAACUGUUAACCUUGUAAAACAAUAUCUAUUCCCUCAGGUUCACAUAUCACAAUUCUACCCCAGACCAGGAACACCUGCUGCUAGGAUGAAAAAGGUUCCAAGCGUUGAAGUGAAGAAAAGGAGCCGUGAAUUGACCUCAGUUUUCGAGUCAUUUUCACCCUACCAAGGAAUGGAAGGCAAAGUAGAGAGGAUAUGGAUCACUGAAAUAGCUACUGAUGGUGUUCAUUUGGUUGGACAUACCAAAGGAUAUAUCCAGGUGCUUGUCAUUGCUCCUGAUAGCAUGUUAGGAACAUCAGCAGAUGUGAAGAUCACAUCUGUUGGGAGAUGGUCUGUGUUUGGUGAAGUGAUAGAAGGAUCCGUUGUAGCAAAGGAAACACAGAAGCAUAAUCACAGUGAACUGCAAGAAGAAUACAGGCCAAGUCAGGUUGAGGAAGCCACUUGCUGCGGCACGGACUCUUGUGGUGCCUGCACAUGCUCUGAUGCAGCACAGCAAUGCAAUCCCGGUCCAGAGCGAUCCGAAAAUUCGACGCCCCAAUCCUGUGGUGAUGCUACUCAUCAGGAAGCUGUUCAGUCUAAACUUGUGAGAAGAAAUGUUGAAGGAGCGGUGAAAAGUAGCGAAAGUGAUACAGCGAAACAGGUAGGGGAGAUUCAGCGACUAAAUGUAGCAGCUAGGAGGUUCCCAGAUGUUGAUACGAUUCUGUGGGGUGGUUUGGCCGUGAGCUUUGCCACGACAGUAACCCUCAUUGCACUGCUAGCUUACAAGAUUUCUUCCACGCCCUCCUACUAGUAAGUCUGGUGCAUGUGUAACUGUAGUUGAGCUGUGUGUUACUGCUCAGUUUUGACCAUUUUUCUGUAUCCAUCCUCGAUCCUUCUGUUUGCCGCAAAGAUAUGCAAUGGAACUGUAAUUCAUUAUCUCAACAAGUUCUCUAAUAACCUUUCCCCCCGACCUUUCUAAAUAACUAGAAGAUACAAUUAGUAUUUUUAAGAUUAAUGAUGAACAAGGAGAGUUGGUGAUCUAA
This is a messenger RNA of Oryza sativa Japonica Group (Japanese rice), 2227 nucleotides long. RefSeq lists its product as uncharacterized. NCBI's taxonomy places the organism in Eukaryota, Viridiplantae, Streptophyta, Magnoliopsida, Poales, Poaceae. Gene Ontology annotation, molecular function: tRNA (N(6)-L-threonylcarbamoyladenosine(37)-C(2))-methylthiotransferase activity; 4 iron, 4 sulfur cluster binding. Gene Ontology annotation, biological process: tRNA methylthiolation. Gene Ontology annotation, cellular component: endoplasmic reticulum. The record is from RefSeq and is a predicted model, not a curated record.